AAGCAAUAUUCACACUGCCCUGAUCGACUGGUCGUUCCCAGUUGCCAAUAGUGAUCCAACUUGUGAAUCCGCUUGCCCUUUGUCUCCAUCUCUACUCGUAUCAGACCUGCAGUAAUGGAUAGCUUGACGAACAGUUUGAGGGGAACGAACAGAAGGCGUGCUGAGAGUGCCCUCCACUCUGUUAUACAGAUGGAAGAACAAAGCAUUUUGUUGCCAGGAGGAGAGAGAAUAUCCCAUUUAUGUCAAAAUGGAGAACUACUCUGUUACAGAUUUGAAGAUGCACAAACCUUGUAUGAAGCAUUUCAAUGUGGAAAGGGCUUUUCCAAUGAUGGUAAUUGCUUGGGCUGGAGAGAGGACAGCAAUUCUCCAUACCAAUGGAUAUCAUAUUCAAAGGUAGAGGAAAGGUUUAUGAACUUUGGAUCCGGUCUCAGUAAAAUUGGUGUAGCAGCAGGCCAAGAGACAUUUCUGGGAGUAUUUUCGCCAAAUUGCAUUGAAUGGACGAUUAUUGAACAAAGCUGUCAUGCUUAUUCACGUAUUGUUGUGGCACUGUAUGAUACACUUGGACCAGAGGCUGUGGCACACAUCAUUAAUCAAGCUACCAUAGAGUGUAUUGUCUGUCACUCAUCAAAAGUGUCUGGUCUCAUUAGUCAAGUAUCUAACUGUCCAAGUCUUAAGAAGCUCAUCACUAUUGGGUCAGAGGUCAAUGAAGACGAGAAGAAAGCAGCUGCUGAUGUCGGACUUGAACUGUUCACCUUUCAAGAAGUGGAGGAACAAGGGAAAGAACACAGAGCUGAACCAGUAUUACCUACUCCAAAUGACAUAACUACUAUAUGCUACACCAGUGGUACUACAGGCCUGCCUAAAGGAGUCAUACUGACUCAUGGUAAUGUAGUAGCCAAUGUCUCUGGGAUAUUGAAACAGAUUGAAGAAUCAGUUGUUAUUGGUCCUACUGAUGUCCAUAUAUCAUAUCUACCAAUGGCACACAUGAUGGAGAGAUGUGUUCAAGCAACCAUGUUCAUGUGUGGGGCACAGAUUGGUCUUUAUCAAGGAGAUGUUAAGACUCUUGUUGACGACAUACAAGUUUUGAAACCAACGCUCUUCAUUUCUGUACCACGUCUACUGAAUAGGGUCUAUGAUAGAGUUUGGAGUAGUGUUGAGAGCAGCAAAGCAAAAAAGUGGCUUUUUGAAACUGCUUAUAAAAAUAAACUUGCGGAAGUUGAAAGAGGUAUUUUAAGACGCAAUUCAAUUUGGGAUUGGAUUGUAUUUGGCAAGAUACAGAAAUUGCUUGGAGGAAAUGUGAGACUAAUCUUAUCUGCAUCGGCUCCAAUUAGUGAAAAAGUUGUUGCUUUUUAUCAAGUCGCUUUUGGAUGCUACCUGGUUGAAGGAUAUGGCCAAACGGAAGUCACUUCAGCCUGUACAAUGUCCCUACCUGCUGAUACUGGCUGUGGACAUGUUGGACCACCAUUGGCAUCAGCAAAAGUUAAAGUAGUUGAUGUCCCUGAUCUGAAUUACUUUGCAUCAAAUGGAGAAGGAGAGAUAUGCUUUAAGGGUCCUUCUUGCACUAGUGGAUAUUUUAAGGAAGAGGAGAAGACGAAGGCAUUGAUUGAUGAAGAUGGUUGGGUUCAUUCUGGUGAUAUUGGUAAAUGGCUCCCUAAUGGAACACUCAAGAUAACUGAUAGAGUCAAGCACAUUUUUAAACUCUCACAAGGAUUGUAUAUUGCUCCGGAGAAAGUUGAAAAUGUCUGCAGUCGAUCUCCUUUCAUUGCUCAAAUGUUUCUAUAUGGAGACAGUCUGAGGAGCAGCUGUGUGGCUAUUGUAGUACCGGAUGAAGAAGUACUGACCCAAUGGGCAGGGGAACAUGACAAAGGAGGCAAAUCAUUUGAAGAACUUUGCACUGAUGAGGACAUUAAGAAGAUGAUUUUCGAUGAUUUGCAGUCUGUGGCACGUAAAGAGAACCUAAAUUCGCUUGAGAUACCAAAAGCUAUUGAACUAAUCUCGGAGGCUUUUAGUGUCGAAAAUGAUUUACAGACCCCAACGUUCAAGAUUAAAAGACCAGCUGUCAAACAGAGGUACAAGGAAGUCUUUGAUGAGCUGUACUCGAAAUUACCUGCUUGAAAAUUUAUUAUUAAAAAAAUACUUUCACAAACUGAUGUGCUAAAUUUAAUUUUUUGAAAUUUUAAUUUUCUUUACCUCAUGAAUAAUUAAUUUAGCAGUGUUGCCAUGGUAACGAAUAAAUAAAGAUGGAGAGUGACUACGUGAAAGAAACAGUUGGAGAAGCUCUUGCUCUAGGCUUAGCUCAAGUAGCUUUGGUCCGUCCACAAGAUCCAAUAGAGUAUUUAGGAUUAUGGCUAUUGAAGCACAAAAGAAACCAAGCAGAAGCAAAGGAAAAGGCUCGAGCCAUUAAAAACGAGAUUGCUAGAGAUGAUGAAACAGCAGAAACUAAGCCAGUCACAACUGAUAGUCAAAAUGAGGGCAAAGGGGAAGAAGA
Amphimedon queenslandica is the source of this 2488-nucleotide messenger RNA. RefSeq names its product long-chain-fatty-acid--CoA ligase 5-like. NCBI's taxonomy places the organism in Eukaryota, Metazoa, Porifera, Demospongiae, Haplosclerida, Niphatidae. Bases 115 to 2115 code for a protein of 666 amino acids. The record is from RefSeq and is a predicted model, not a curated record. Gene Ontology annotation, cellular component: endoplasmic reticulum; membrane. The transcript is spliced from 17 exons. Gene Ontology annotation, biological process: fatty acid metabolic process. Gene Ontology annotation, molecular function: long-chain fatty acid-CoA ligase activity.